AUAAAAGUGUAUCAGUCGCUCUAGCUCUCACUGGGUUGCUGAUGUUGAUUUGAUCCAUGGUCAUGUAAGGGAGUUCUGCCAUUCAGUAAAAAUUUCAACGGCAAGCAAACGAGAAUCUGCAAAGUCUUUGAGUAGCAAGUGAAACUAUUUUCUUGGAGGUCGCUUGCCAAGGAUUUCGUCGCUCCCUCGGCCAGCGUUGGGUAAAUAAUCUUAAACGAUUGUGGAUCCUUCAAGUUGGUUUGAAGUUUGCUUCAAAGAAGAAGAAGGUGAAAGUGAAAGCUCUCAGUGACGUAUCGUGAUAUCGUAGCUUUAUAGCUCUGCAAGAGUUAAAAACCACCGGCAGUAUCUCUGGGGAGAAAUAUAGGACAUUCUUUUGAAGAUUUUUAAUGUACCAUGGGAAGAAUUAGAGAAAACACAGAUGCUGUGCUCAAAGACGGCUACCUCCUGAAGCAAGGAGAUGUCAUCAAAGUCCAAUGGCACUUGCGAUAUUUUGUGUUGACAAAAGAGUGCCUAUGCUACUAUAAGAGUGAAGAAGACUCGGAUGAAGAUGUUCCUAAGGGAGUGAUCUUCUUCAACGACAUGUCGCUCUUCGUGGAAGACAUCUCUUCCGAGAAACAAUCCAAGAAAAAAUUUUGCUUGCGCAUCGUCAAAAGGUCCACAAACAGCUCCAACAGAACUCUAGUCAUUUCAACGUUUUCCGAGGAAGAAAGAAAUGACUGGCUAGCCCACAUUUUGUUGGCAAAAGCAAUGUCUCUUGUCUGUGACCAAUCGUGGAUUGGAGGGAAUGACCCGGAGAAGAUAGAACAGAAAUCCCCUACUGCGAGCAUCAGUAGCUACAGCGACAAGUUUGCAAGUGCCAAGGAAGUCCUUCACAGAUGCAAGAGAAGACUCUCUGGCUCGAAUCGAGGUGGCUGUAAUUUGGAAGAACUCAAUCGAAGGUCUAAAAACCUCAACCCAACCUGGAGGCACACGUUGAUUGACCUUUCGAUCGUGACAUGAAAGAAUUGAUGGAGGAUGCUUUCUUGCUCGGUUUCUUGAGUGUCACUCUGGCAUUAGAGCAACUAGCACCUAGCGUGUAAAACAAUAAUGGGUAUUACCCUAUAACUAGGUUAAUAACAUGGAAAUUCCCUUGCUAUAACAAUUAGCUAAAGACAGUGAAAGAACUGUGCAGCCCUAUAGUCACUCAAUGCACGUGCCCUAUUGAUUCCACUUGGAAAGCUGUGACCACGAAAUAUUGACCUGAAAUCACAAACUGUAGAUAUAUGAAUGAUUAUAUUAUGGUGAGAAAGAGGAAUUUAUUUAAAUUAUAGAACUGUAUGUAAAUAUUCUUUGCAGAACACUUGAUUAGUGUAUGUUAUUGCGAGAUUCAAGAGAUGUUUUGGUUUGAAACGCAACCCUAAAGAGGCAGGUUUGCCGUCAAUUGAUGAAGAAGAAGUGCUACAAUGUUCUCACAGAAUCUUCGGUUAUAAACUUUUGUAUUUAAUGUUUAACCCACCAAAUAGCUAAUUUAUUUAACAAGAAAUUUCCCCAAAGAAAUAUUCUCAAAGAGAAGCAAGGUCUAGGAAUGACAUAAAAAGAGUUUAUAUCUAGCUCGGGGAAUUUCCCAGCAUACUUCGUGUCAACCACUGGGGCUUUGCCAAGAAAACGUGAACAGAAUACUAAUGUAAGUUGGUAAAAAUUCUCAUUAUAGUUCCAAUCGGAUAAGAACAUCCAUGUUAAGAAGAUUCAUAUUGUUGUAUACGCCAUUAAGAUUAAAUACACUUGAGUUUGGUUUUAUAAAGAGCGGAAAUCGCCAAAAAAUCACCAAGAUAAUCUCGGGGAUCGAUAUUUUCUUAUUUUUAGUCAGUUAGUCUUAAAGUAGUUAUUGUUAGGAUAUUUUGAAGUGUAAAUAUGUUAAGUUGGACCAAAAAUAAAUAUUGAAAAUGGAACAAAAA
Actinia tenebrosa (Australian red waratah sea anemone) is the source of this 1934-nucleotide messenger RNA. RefSeq names its product pleckstrin-2-like. The record is from RefSeq and is a predicted model, not a curated record. Lineage: Eukaryota; Metazoa; Cnidaria; Anthozoa; Actiniaria; Actiniidae.